AUGUUGUCGGUGUGGCCCGGCCGAGAUGGCCUGGAGGGCAGCAACAGCAACAGCAGCAGCGGCCUGGGAAAAGGAGCGGGCGCAAAGCGAGGAGCGGGAGUUAUGAGCUCCGGUGUCUUGGGACAGGUCUCACCGCUCACUGAGAGCACAACGGCAGGCGAUGAGAACGACAGCGGAUGGGAGAACGCCGGGAUAGAUAGCGACAGCAUGGGAGCAGCCGGCCCAGACAACAGACGGACCACCGAUGCAGGCGUGGCAGCAGCUUGGUCAGCAGCGCUGGGCGUCUUCUCGGUGGCACCGCUGCCGGUGCAGUUUCGAAGGGUAGCCGCCAUGACGCCCUUCUCGUCUGCGAUGCUGCGGCGGUACAUUGUCAGCACGGCGGCCGCGCUGGCAACGACGUGCGGAGCCGACAACCCGUUUUUAGCGGCGGUGCUUCCGCUGGCCUACACCGAUGACCUGGUAAUGCACUGCGUGAUAGCACUGGGAGGAGCGGAUCUGAGCAGCAGCAGCAGCAGCAGCAGCAGCAGCAACAGUAGCCGGGGCAAAGGGGGUGGUAAAGACAAGAGGCCUAUGGGGCCAUGUUCGGACAACGAGAACGCAGUGGCGAUCUGUCGGCGCGCAGGAGCAUCGCCAUCGGCGCUGCACGAGGCGACAACUAGGCACUAUGCCUGUGUGCUGCGCAGCCUGCGGGCAGCACUGCGCGACCUGCAGCCGACCGACACGGCGCGGGUGCUGCGGACGCUUCUGGUGCUGGUGCUGCUGGCCGUGUUUGAGGGCACGUCGUGGAACGUGCUGGAUGGCGGUGUGUUUGCGCAUCUGGGCGCGAGCCGACAGCUGAUUGCGUGGCUGCGGCCGGAGCUGUCGGGGACGAGAACGACGACAACGACGGCAAGAGGAGCAACAUCGACAUCGGCAAUACCAACGGCAGUGGCCGACGAUGAGCGCAGCAUGUUGGGCGCGCUGCUGGAAGUGUACGCCUACCUGGUGCUGGCCAACCGAGUGACACCGGACGGGACGAUGGAUAGCCGACGAGUGGUUGGGCCCGAUGGCAGUACGGCCGACGAGGAUUUUGUGCUAGACCCGUCGAUGCUGGCGGACCAGCACUACUUUGGCGUGCUUUUUGCCGGCAUGCACGACCUCUUUGGGCUGAUCCCGCCGGUUAGCCGGCUGGCCGGCGACGCGGCUGCCGUGGCCUCAGCAGCGGCCGGUCGUCCGGAAGCCGUGCAUGCCGACGCCGUGGCGCUGCGCAACCGUGCGCGUGCCUGGCAGCUGCCAGCAGCCUGUCUCGCCCAGGCAGCAGGCGACCAGGACCGCACGUGGUGGCGGGCCAUCGGCGAGGUCUACCGCCACGCCCUGCUGGUGUACAUCGAGACGGCCGAGCUGUGGGCCGGCAGCAGCUGCAUGGGGCCAGCCGGCGGCGAGGACGAGGGCGAGGACGAGGGCGAGAGGAGCGGCGUCAGAAAACCCAUCACCGGCGUUGCCUCGCUCAUGGAGGCCACGAUCCAGCGCCACAUCCACGCCGUCGGCGAGGCCACGCUGGGCGAUGACCUCGUCCACUCACGCUUCGUGCCCAUUAUCCUGUGGCCGCUCAUGAUCAUCGGCUCGAUCCUGGCCAGCACCAGCCAGCGCGCCUACCUGGUCGACGGCCUGCGCAACGCCCCCCCACCGUGGUCCCUGGGGCGGUUUGCGAGGAGCCGACGUGCUCGAGCUGCUGUGGCGCUGUCGCGAUGCCGCCGUAUCUAG
Molecule: messenger RNA, 1743 nt
Organism: Grosmannia clavigera kw1407
Lineage: Eukaryota; Fungi; Ascomycota; Sordariomycetes; Ophiostomatales; Ophiostomataceae
Exons: 1
Coding region: 1-1743 (580 amino acids)
Biological process (GO): positive regulation of transcription by RNA polymerase II
Cellular component (GO): nucleus
Molecular function (GO): DNA-binding transcription factor activity; transcription cis-regulatory region binding
Source: RefSeq, a predicted model, not a curated record